Diplodia corticola is the source of this 5574-nucleotide messenger RNA. RefSeq names its product chitin synthase. Bases 1 to 5574 code for a protein of 1857 amino acids. Gene Ontology annotation, molecular function: chitin synthase activity; cytoskeletal motor activity; ATP binding. The record is from RefSeq and is a predicted model, not a curated record. Gene Ontology annotation, cellular component: cell periphery; cell septum; myosin complex. Lineage: Eukaryota; Fungi; Ascomycota; Dothideomycetes; Botryosphaeriales; Botryosphaeriaceae. The transcript is spliced from 3 exons.
AUGGCGCUCAACUCCAUGGGCAGCAACGCCCAGUUUGCUCAGGCUUCCCUACCGUCGCUACCCGCCCACCUGCAGUCCGACACGCAUUUGACCGCCCACCUGGCAAGCCGCUUCCAUGCACACCACCCGACUGCCCAGCUGUCGUCCCAUGCCGUCGUUGCGCUCAACACCUACUCGUCAUCUGCUCGCGGUCCGGAUGGCGGGAAGGAGGGCAGUGCCAUGGAUGCCACCCAGGACCUGGCAAAGCGGGCUUGGGCCAGGCUGGGACAUCGCAGUGAGAAUCAAGCCGUGGUCUUUCUCGGUGAAUCCGGCGCCGGAAAGACGACGCUGCGAUGCCAUCUCCUCUCCGCGCUUCUCUCCUACUCCUCCACGCCUCUUUCCGCUAAGCUUUCAUAUGCAUCCUUCGUCUUCGAUACGCUUACGAGUACAAAAUCGCUUACCACGCCGAUUGCGUCAAAGGCCGGUCUUUUCCUUGAGCUUCAAUACGACACAACUUCUUCCACACAUCCCACUCUGAUCGGUGGCAAGAUCCUGGAUCACAGGCUUGAGCGCAGCAGGAUUGCGUCCGUUCCUACCGGAGAGCGGAGCUUCCACGUUCUUUACUACCUCCUUGCGGGCACCAGCCCGGCAGAGAAGGAGCAUCUCGGUCUUAAUGUUGGACUGGCCGAAGCUGGGAGCAGAAUCUCUACGGGUGGUUCCAAGCGAUGGCGCUACCUCGGCCAUCCCACUCAGAUGAAGGUUGGUGUAAAUGACACCGAUGGAUUCCAGCAGUUCAAGAACGCCCUGAGGAAGCUCGAGUUCCCCCGUAGCGACAUUGCCGAGAUUUGCCAGAUUCUCGCCGCCAUUCUGCACAUCGGAGAGCUUGACUUUGUCACUGGCAAGUCCACUACUCCCACUGGCGAUGAUAGCGGUGGUUACUCCCAUGAGGGCGGAGAGGAUGUUACCGUCGUAAAGAACAAGGGCGCGCUCCAAAUCGUCGCUGCGUUCUUGGGUGUUGCCCAAGAGGACUUGGAGAUCAGUCUUGGAUACAAGUCUAAGACUCUUCACCGUGAACGUGUAACGGUCAUGUUGGAUCCCAAGGGUGCUCGCCAGAAUGCCGAUGAGCUGGCCCGGACACUGUACUCGCUGCUCGUCGCGUACGUCAUGGAGACCGUCAACCAGAGGAUCUGCGCUCUCGAGGACUCGGUCGCCAACACCAUCUCCAUCGUUGAUUUCCCCGGUUUUCAACAAGUCUCCUCCACAGGAUCCCGUCUGGAUCAGUUGCUUAACAACGCUGCAGCGGAAUGCUUUUACAACUACGCACUGCAAAACUUCUUCGAAAAACAGGAGGAGUUCCUGUCAGCCGAGGAGGUGAGCAUUCCUCAGACCAGCUACUUCGACAACUCCGAUGCGGUGAAGGGUCUCCUCAAGCCUGGCGUCGGUCUUCUCAGCAUUCUCGACGACCAAAUGAGACGUGGGAAGACCGAUACGCAGUUCCUCGAGGCCCUGAGGAAGCGUUUCACCAACAAGAACCCGGCUAUCCUCGCUGGUAGCACGACUACGGUCAUGCCGGGUAGCAACUUCGCGACACACAAUGCCUCUGCCUCUUUCACCAUCAAGCAUUUCGCCGGUGAGGUUGACUAUCCAGUUGAAGGUCUGCUUGAGGAGAACGGCGACAUCAUCUCUGGUGAUCUUCUCAACCUUAUCAACAACACCCGGAGCGACUUUGUCCGCGAGCUCUUCCAUCAGGAUGCUCUUAAUACCGUCGUGCACCCGAAGGAAAGGACCGCUGUUGUUCAAGCAUCCGUCAGUUCCAAGCCGACUCGCAUGCCUAGUAUGGCAAAGAGGAAGGGUGAUCGCCCGGCCCGGUUUGGUUCAGUCCGGAGACCUGCUGAGGAAUCAGAUGAUGAUGCUCGCAGCGAAGUUUCUCGGUCAAACAAGCGCAAGGCCGCUGCUGGCAAACAAGCUGGUGCAGCUGGACAAUUCCUGGUGUCCCUCGAGAACAUCACCAAGUCGAUUGCUGUCUCGGACACCAACCCUUACUUCGUCUUCUGCUUAAAGCCCAACGACCGGAGAAUCGCGAACCAGUUCGACAGCAAAUGUGUUCGAUCGCAGAUUCAAACUCUCGGUGUUGCUGAGAUCAGCCAGCGUCUCCGCAACGCAGAUUUCAGCAUCUUCCUUCCCUUCAGCGAAUUCCUUGGCCUCGCUGAAGCCGAGACCGUUGUUGUCGCGAGCGAACGGGAAAGAGCCGAGAUGAUAUUAGACGAGAAGGGUUGGGCAUCAAACGAAGCGCGGGUCGGAGCCACGGGUGUCUUCAUCAGUGAGCGCUGCUGGAUAGAGAUAGCCAACAUCCCUGACGUUGUCCCUGCUGGCGGCAGCCGCUACAUCGGCGGGGAUAUGGAUGGAGCGAGCGGAGAUGGCCUUCUUACGCCUGCCGACGCAACAAGAGGUUACGGCGAUUCUCGGGUCAACCUGAUGGGUACGCCGUCUCCAGGCCAACUGUACAGUGAUGACAAAGCAAGCUACUUCGGCAGCCGCGAGCUUGAUGCGCGCUCGGAGGCCGGAGCUUCUGCAAUCAACGGCGGCGACAUGUUCCGCAACCUCGAAACUCGCGAGCAAAUGGCCGAGAAGGGCAAUGAAAUCAAGAUGGAGGAAGUCGAGACGCACAAAAUCUCCGGGAGCCGUAAGAGAUGGAUGUUCUUCGUCAAGUGCCUUACUUUCUGGACUCCCGACUGGGCAAUCAGGAAGAUCGGCAGGAUGACUCGCCCAGAUGUUCGUAUUGCUUGGAGAGAAAAGCUCGCCAUCAACAUGCUCAUCUGGCUGUUGUGCGCCAUGGUUAUUUUCUUCAUGAUCGGGUUUCCCAUGCUUAUCUGCCCUACUCAGCACGUCUACUCGGAGUCUGAGCUCACAUCCUACAACGGCAAGAAUGGCGAGGGUUCGUACAUUGCCAUUCGUGGCAUUGUCUAUGACCUGGCCGCUUUCAUGCCUGUUCACUAUCCCAGUAUCGUUUCGACUACAUCGCUGAAGAAAUAUGCGGGCAAGGAUGCCACGAACAUCUUCCCCGUUCAGGUGUCGGCUCUUUGCAAUGGAAAGGACGGCACAAUUCAUCCAUCGGUCCAGCUCGACUACAAGAGGAACAACUACUCGAGCAGCGACUCAACGGUCAGCACUACAGAUGACAAUGCCAGGUACCACGACUUCAGAUGGGCCACAAAUGACAGCCGGCCAGAUUGGUUUUGGGAGCAGCAGACUUACAUGAAAGCCAACUACAUGAAGGGUCGCGUCGGCUACAGCGCUCAAUAUGUCAAGACUCUCGCCAAGAAGCAGAACUCGGUUGCUAUCCUGAACAACAAGGUCUACGACUUCACGUCUUAUCUCGUUGGUGGCCGUGACCCACAGUUCCCUUGGUGGUACAACGGUACCACGACCGGUAUCGACUCAGACUUCAUGGAUAACGAUUUGGUGACGCUGUUCCAAACAAGAGCUGGCCAGGACAUCUCAAAGUAUUGGGACGCGCUGAACUACAACACGUCAAUGCGGGCCAACAUGCAGGGCUGUCUCGAUUACCUCUUCUACGUCGGUGAUGUCGACACGCGUAACUCCACCCGCUGUGUUUUCGCCAAGUGGCUUCUCCUCGGUAUCUCGAUUCUCUUGGUCUCCGUCAUCGGUUUCAAGUUCUUGGCUGCGCUCCAGUUCACCAGAAAGACUGUGCCCGAAAACCUGGAUAAGUUCGUCAUCUGCACGGUUCCGGUGUACACUGAAGAUGAAGAUUCUCUGCGUCGUGCCAUCGACUCUGCCGCCCGUAUGAAGUACGAUGACAAGCGCAAGCUCCUCUUCAUUGUCUGCGACGGCAUGAUUAUCGGACAAGGUAACGACAGACCCACGCCCAGGAUUGUCCUUGACAUUUUGGGUGUCUCUGAAGCAGUCGAUCCUGAGCCCUUGAGCUUCGAGAGUUUGGGAGAGGGUAUGAAGCAGCACAACAUGGGCAAGAUCUACUCGGGUCUGUACGAGGUGCAGGGUCACAUCGUUCCGUUCGUCGUGGUUGUCAAGGUCGGCAAGCCGUCCGAGGUCCAGAAGCCUGGCAACCGUGGUAAGCGCGAUUCCCAGAUGGUUCUCAUGCGCUUCCUCAACCGCGUCCACUACAACCUGCCGAUGACGCCCAUGGAGCUCGAAAUGCACCACCAGAUACGAAACAUCAUUGGAGUCAAUCCGACGUUCUAUGAGUUCAUUCUGCAGAUCGACGCCGAUACUGUCGUUGCACCGGAUGCCGGCACUCGCUUCGUGGCAUCCUUCCUUCACGACACACGCCUGAUCGCCGUCUGUGGUGAAACGGCACUCAGCAACGCCAAGUCAUCGUUUGUUACCAUGAUGCAGGUGUACGAGUACUACAUCUCGCACAACCUGAUCAAGGCUUUCGAAUCUCUCUUUGGUUCCGUUACUUGCUUGCCGGGUUGUUUCUCCAUGUACCGAAUCCGUGCCACCGAAACCGGAAAGCCUCUCUUCGUCAGCAAGGAAGUCGUCGAUAACUAUGCCGUCAACCGUGUCGACACGCUCCACAUGAAGAAUCUGCUGCACCUCGGUGAAGACAGAUACCUGACGACGCUCUUGCUCAAGCAUCACCCUGCGUUCAAGACCAAGUACAUCAUGCGUGCGCACGCGUGGACCAUCGCUCCGGACAGCUUCGCGGUUUUCAUGUCUCAACGUCGUCGCUGGAUCAACUCGACGGUGCACAACCUCAUCGAGCUUAUUCCAUUGCAACAGCUGUGCGGUUUCUGCUGUUUCAGCAUGAGAUUUGUCGUUUUCCUGGAUCUGCUCUCGACCAUUGUCCAGCCUGUCAUCGUCGGCUAUCUCGUCUACAUGAUUGUUCUCCUAGCCACUCACCCAGAUACCGUUCCGAUCAUGACGUUCAUCUUGCUCGGCGCAGUCUACGGUCUGCAGGCCAUCAUUUUCAUCGUGCGCCGCAAGUGGGAGAUGAUUGGUUGGAUGCUCAUCUACAUCUGCGCCACGCCCAUCUUUUCGCUUGGUCUGCCGCUGUACAGUUUCUGGCACAUGGACGACUUCUCGUGGGGUAACACCCGUGUCGUCACUGGCGAAAAGGGCCAACAGAUUGUCGUCUCGGACGAGGGCAAGUUCGACCCGAACAGCAUCCCGAAGAAGAAGUGGGAGGAGUACCAGACCGAGCUCUGGGAAGCCCAGACUCAGCGAGACGACCGCUCCGAAAUCUCGGGCAUGUCGUAUGGAACAAAGGCCUACUGGGGCGGCAACGGUGGUUCUGGAUCUGAAUACGGCUACCCGCCUUCGCGUCCCAUGUCUCGCCUGGAGCCUCCGCGCUUCGGCAAUAAUUCUCGUCUUUCGCUCGCACACUCCAACUACGGCUACGGUGACGGCAUGGAGAUGUCCGACAUGAACGGUCCGUUACCGAACGAAGAUGCUCUGCUCGCCGAGAUCAGGAACAUCUUGAGCACGGCAGAUUUGAUGACCGUCACCAAGAAGAGCAUCAAGGUGGAGCUCGAGCGCAGGUUUGGUGUCAAUCUGGAUCCGAAGAGGCACUUCAUUAGCAGUGCCACGGAGGCCAUUCUGAGCGGUCAGAUGUAA